This is a messenger RNA of Vigna umbellata (rice bean), 2596 nucleotides long. The record is from RefSeq and is a predicted model, not a curated record. Lineage: Eukaryota; Viridiplantae; Streptophyta; Magnoliopsida; Fabales; Fabaceae.
CAUAGCGGGAGACGGUAUGAUUCAUUGAUGGAAGCCUUAUCUUCUGUGCCACGCUUUCCCCUACUAUAGAUGGAGCUUUCUGCCUUCCCCACCUUCAAAGCAGUUUCUAAUGCUUCCUUAAUUCUAUUUUCUUCUAAUCAACUCUGCAGCCGCUGCUCCUUUCCUCUUCGUCGCGGCGAUUAUGGCUUCUCUUGGAUUCCCGAGCCAAAACUGUUUGUUCGGAUCAAGAUGUGUUCGGAGAAGAAAUGUUCGUCGUCGAACGGUUACGGUGGAACCGAAAACGGAGAAACGAAACCUGAUUUCGUCGAAGUCAUAGGCAUUGGUUCUAGGAAGGACGCUAUUUUUGAUUUCUGCUUGAGCGCGCCGUUUCAGUUGCCUUUGCUGCGGUUUUGGAGUAUCCUUAUGACAGAAUCAGAAGAAGUGCAUUUACAACAAAGAUCAAUUGAAGAAGAAUCUCAUCCAAGAGUUGUCAAAGCUCCCAUAUUUUUGAAGUCAUGCUCACAGGCUAUUGUUCUUGUGGCCAGUGCAGGAUAUGGCUUGUACCACACUGUUGCAGCUGAUAUUUUUGAAACUGUAAGGUCCAGGAAUGGAUUAACAGUGGCUAUAGUUUUGAAGCCAUUUAGAUUUGAAGGGCUUAGACGCCAAAACGAGGUGAAGGCCUUGAUGCAGAAACUUAAGGAGAACACAAACUUACUUAUUGAAAUUGAUAUUGAUGCACUGCUUGAGAAAGACUUGUUGACACUAGAUGAGGCCAUGAAGACUGCUAAUGAUGCAGUUUUGCUUGCUAUUAAGGCUGUCUCUGUUCUGAAGUCUGAGAUGCACAGAAAAUUUAUAGACAGAUUGAACGGUGGGAUGAAAGAGGCCAGUCUUUCAGAAAUUAAUAAAAUGUUAGAAUCCUAUAAAGAAGCAGGGAUUGGAUUUGGAGCCGCUGCUAACAUAAAAGCUUCAAUUUUGCAGUCUAUAUUCGAUAGUCCUUUCCUGGGUGCUCGAUUGAAGGAUCCAAAUAGCAUAGUUAUAUGCACUCUUGCCUGUUCAGGACCCAUCAGUGAUAGUGAUAUAGAAAUCUUUCUACGUACUUUCCGUCAAACAACAAAUUACACAAAAGAUAUUAUAAUAUCAGCAAUACAUGACCCUACUGUUGAGCCCAACCUACUCAUAACGACAGUGCUUACACUUGGCUGUUUAAAUGUGGAACGGUCUUCCCAGAAUGGUGGUAUACUAUCCAGACUUGCCAUGCAUUUUCCUCUUAUUUUUAGCUUUUGGGGAAGACAUAGUCAGCAACAAGUUGGCACUGGGAAACAGACUGAAGUAUUUCUGCCAGAAAUGAUGAGUUCUGAUGAUGUUGAUGAGAAGACAAAUCAGAUCGCUUCAGAUGGCAUAGAUAGCAAUCUUGAUAAAAACUAUGAGGAGUUGGAGCCAACAAUGAGCAACAAUUCCAAGUUUCCUGCUUCAAGGGAUUCAGGAAAAAGUGAAGAUUUAUUUGACACCUCUUCCAACUAUAACAUCCUCUAUGACUCUAUUACUGAAGGAGUUGCAUUAGGUGACUCUGCUUUUCAAAGGGAGCAACUUGAGAACUGGAAUUUAGGUCCCGGAUUUGAGGUGGCAAAGAAAUGGGCCCAGGAAAAAGCUGCUGAUGCUACACCAAUUGUUGAUAAUCUAAGCAUCUUCCACCUUCCUGUUGGCGUGAGGCCUUCAGAAGAAUUGAAAGAAAGACUAGAAAUCUCAUUUAUGACAAAACAGCAUGAGCCUGAUACUGAUAAUGUUGUGAAAGCACAAUCAUUUAAUGGAGGUACGUCUUCUUGGAGUGCAGUGACUGAUGCUAGCUUGGAAGCAGUUAUGGAAUUUGCAUCUUCACUUUUGAAAGGAAAGAAUGCUAAUAAAUCAAAGACACAUGGAGUACUAUCUGUUCGUGCUGCGUCUAUGUUGGAGGCAGAACGUGAUUUCUCAAAAAAGUGGAGUCCAGUGGUGGAAAUGCAAUAUCGGGGAGGAAGAUACAAGGGACGAUGCCAAGGAGGUCUACCUGAAGGAAAGGGGCGCCUUGUUCUCAGAGAUGGGAGCAUAUAUGAUGGCUUAUGGCGGUAUGGUAAGAGAUCGGGUCCCGGUACAUUAUAUUUCAAAAACGGAGAUAUGUUUCAAGGAUUAUGGAGAGAUGAUGUCAUACACGGCAAGGGUUGGUUUUAUUUUCACACUGGUGAUCGCUGGUUUGCAAACUUUUGGAAGGGAAAAGCUAAUGGUGAGGGACGAUUCUACACAAAGUCCGGUGAUGCCUUCUUUGGCAAUUUCAAAGAUGGGUGGCGACAUGGCCAGUUUCUCUGUAUUAAUGCAAACGGGACAAGGUACACUGAAAUUUGGGAUCAUGGUGUUCGUGUAGAUAGCAAGCAUUUGGACAGAUGAACGAGGUGGGCGAAUGCGGUACCGAAAAUUUUGUAAUUACUGUGCAUUUUAGUCUUUGUCUCCAUUUUUUAAUGUUUUAUUUAUCUCUUUUUGUGUUGUAUUAUUGUCUUUAUCUUCCCACGUGGCCAAUCUACCCUCUGGCUUCUUUUUCCACCUAUUCUGGUAGAAGUUGCUAGUAUCCAUAUUUCGGGUUUUAAAAGUA